This is a messenger RNA of Clarias gariepinus (North African catfish), 1739 nucleotides long. It is a transcript of the gene samd7, whose product is annotated as sterile alpha motif domain containing 7. The transcript is spliced from 8 exons. The record is from RefSeq and is a predicted model, not a curated record. Bases 104 to 1576 code for a protein of 490 amino acids. Gene Ontology annotation, molecular function: protein binding. Lineage: Eukaryota; Metazoa; Chordata; Actinopteri; Siluriformes; Clariidae.
CAUCUUAAAGACAAAACAUGGUCUCAUUUUAUACACAUGGUGUGUUUUAUGUUGUUUGUUUGUUUGUGCAGAGUGUGUGUGUGUGUGUGUGUGUGUGUGUGUGAUGACCCCGAGAGAUCAGCUGAGGAAGAUGACGGCGUUAGGAGAGCAGGAUGAUAAACACUGGUACAGACUGGUGAACAGCGUCUCUGUCGGAGAACUGAGACAGAGGCAGGAGAUGAUGAUGAGGAACCCGAUGGCUUUGAACCCGCAGGUUCUCGCUCAGAUGCAGCAGAGACUGCAGCUUGAGCCGCGCUUUAUCGACAGGGAGUUGGCCCCUCCCACUGACCUUGUCGCAUCCUCUGAGCCACGCCCCCUGGCUCCCCCGCUGCCCCCCCACUCCGCCGUCUUCACUGGAAGAGCCUUCAGUUCAGCAGGGGGUUACGGCUUCCUUCCACCUGACUCCAUGGAAACGGUUGCUAGGCGACAAGAGAUCAUCCACAAACAGAACAUAGCCAGGAUGGAGAUGAACGCCAUCCUGCAGCAGAAGGAGCUGGAGAACCAGCAUAAGACGUUCCCCAGUAGUGUGGAGAACCCGCUGGUGUACCAGCACAUCGCGCAUCCCGGUCCCGCCAUCUUCAGAGGACGCCAUCGUCUCCACGAUGGCCACGAUGUCUUCGACCUUCAUGCCAACAGCUUCCUGAUGUCCGGCCCUUACCCACCAAUCGGCACGCUGCAGAGGGAGAGGGGGCGGCGCCCCGGCCGGAGAGCAGCCAAUCAGAAGUUUUCAGAUAGCGGUGCGGUGUUUCAGCCAGAGAGGAACCAGACGGAGGAGAAGAACGUUGACGAGAGUCCUGGAGGAGUCUCAGGAGAGGAGAGGGAACCAGAGCCGGAAGUAAGACUGGAGACUAGUGGCGAUGCUAAUGCUAAACCUCAGCAGAACAAAAUGGAGCUAACAGGAAGGAAAAGUUUCAGAAACACUGAACAGAGUAAAGUGUGUGUUAGCGCACAGACGGGCUGCACACACACAGACGCUGCUAGCAUCAGUGUCGCUAACAGCAACAAGGACAUGGGCAAGCUCCUGUUCCCGCCGCCCACCACACCGUUCUCAGCGUUCCCCUACAUGUUCCCCCUGGGAGGGAGCGCUCUACUGCCCCCUGCACACACUAACUUUUUCCUGAACACGGGUGAGAUCUUUGCAGGCGAGGAUCUUCGCAAGUGGACGGUCGAUGAUGUUUAUAACUUUAUCAGUAAUAUACCGAGCUGCGCUGAGCACGCCCAGGUGUUUAAAGAUCACAUGAUCGAUGGAGAAACUUUACCGCUGCUCACAGAGGAUCAUCUACUUGACACACUGGGACUAAAGCUCGGGCCUGCUCUCAAAAUACGCUCUCAGGUCUUAAGGCGGAUGGGCGGCGCUCUCUGCACGGCUGCCCCGCCCCUCGCUGCUCCGCCCCUUCAGCCACCGCUGGAGAAACACCUGGAGAGGUCAUGUGAUGUGAUUUCCCCUUUGACCUGCAGUACAGAAUUAACACAAAGUCCCAGAGUGGGCGAGUCGGAGACUGGGCACACGCCAACCACCAGGAGCGACCCGGCCUGAAGGGGGCGCUGUCCUGCAAACACACACACACACACACACACACACACACACACUGCCAUAAAACAACAGGUAAUAAUAACUUGACUAGGCUUGUAUUUUAAUUAUGGUUCAUUACUUCAGGCAACAAAAAAAAUAACAUACUUAUGUACAAAGGUAGUGAUGA